Molecule: messenger RNA, 887 nt
Organism: Papaver somniferum (opium poppy)
Lineage: Eukaryota; Viridiplantae; Streptophyta; Magnoliopsida; Ranunculales; Papaveraceae
Product: protein DETOXIFICATION 16-like
Exons: 3
Coding region: 332-793 (153 amino acids)
Biological process (GO): transmembrane transport
Cellular component (GO): membrane
Molecular function (GO): antiporter activity; xenobiotic transmembrane transporter activity
Source: RefSeq, a predicted model, not a curated record
AGUCCUGCUUUCCUAAGUGACUUAUUGUAUAAUUUUAGCAAUUGUCUAACUUCAUCAACUGGAACAGCUUAGAAGUGUGGUCUUUUGAGCUGGUGGUUCUGCUAUCGGGUUUGCUUCCCAACCCAAAGCUAGAAACUUCGAUGAUAUCGAUCUCGUAAACUCCUUUCUCAUACUUGUUUCAUAACUGGCUUGAUGAAUGUUUUCAAAAUGCAAACAACAACGCUGUAAUUUUGUACUCUCGUUAUGGAAAACUAAAGACAAAAAUUAAUUAUCUUUUCUGUUUGCUAAAUCCUUCAUAUUUUUCAGCUUAAACACCGGUUCAUUAGUCUCAAUGAUCUCAUCUGGACUCAGUGGUGCAGUAAGCACAAGAGUUUCAAAUGAACUAGGAGCAGAUCAUCCUCAAGCUGCGCGUUUAGCAGUACAAGUUGUGUUUGUUUUGGCAUCCACACAGGGAAUUCUAAUAGGCACAAUCAUGAUUUUGGUACGCCAUAUUUGGGGCAGUGCUUAUAGCAAUGAGAAAGAGGUGGUGCACUAUGUAGUUGUCAUGAUGCCAAUACUUGCCAUCUCCAACUUCGUCUACGGACUUCAAUACGUUCUUUCAGGUACGGCUAGAGGAUGUGGUUGGCAAAAGAUUGGAGCUUAUGUCAAUCUGGGAUCUUAUUACCUUGUCGGAAUUCCUUGUGCCGUUCUAUUAGCUUUUGUUCUACACGUGGGAGGAAUGGUUAGAACGUUCUUCUCUAUUAUACUUGGUCAAAUUAUGAAUAUCACUUCAAUACUGAUGCCAGUUGUGUGAGGCGUUAGGUGAAACGAGGCGCCUAGGCCGGCAUGCCUAGAAAAAAAAUACUAAUGGCUCACAUUUUGGCGCCUUAAACGUUCUAUUAGCUAUG